Messenger RNA from Penicillium hordei, 2304 nucleotides. Its product is annotated as Zn(II)2Cys6 transcription factor. The record is from RefSeq and is a predicted model, not a curated record. The coding region runs from base 1 to 2304 and encodes 767 amino acids. Gene Ontology annotation, molecular function: zinc ion binding; DNA binding; DNA-binding transcription factor activity, RNA polymerase II-specific. The transcript is spliced from 5 exons. Gene Ontology annotation, biological process: regulation of DNA-templated transcription; DNA-templated transcription. Lineage: Eukaryota; Fungi; Ascomycota; Eurotiomycetes; Eurotiales; Aspergillaceae.
AUGGAAUUUGCCCCGGUGGGCUGGUGGGAUGAAAAGUCGGCCUCUACUGAGACUCAUGAUUAUUUAUCUCGGCGUCUGAUCUCGGAACCACCCUCGGAUCUUCCAAAGCCCGGUCAGGUGAUGCGGAAGCCGGAUCGGAUUGGCCUCGGAACCCUUUUUGCUCCGAGGAAAGGGACGUAUGCUAUUGGUAACCCCAGUGGUAGUGCCAACCCAGGGACUCGCAAACGAGGGCCAAGAAUCACCCGAGCAUGUCAGAAUUGCCGCGCGAGAAAGGUCCGAUGCAAUGGUCAGACUCCUUGUUCUGGCUGCCGGCUUUCCGAGGCCGCCUGUGUCUACCGCACUUCCGAGCCCAAGCGGACGCGGGGUCCUGGUCGCGUCAGGUCUGGGAAUCCGUCUGCGAAUCCGUCCGGGAAUCUGUCUGAGACUAGUUCCGAAAGACCUUUCGUCACAGCUUCCUUUGGAGUCCCCCUAGCUGUACACAUACGCCAUGACCCCGUGCAAUACAAGAGGUUACGAGAGCUUCGAGCUGGUAUCGGUGUGUCGAACCGCGAUAGUGGCUCGUUUCAGUUCUAUGGCCCUUCGUCACACUUCUGCUUUGUUCAACGUAUCUACCAGCGCAUCAAACAGAGGACUAAUGAGACCCUCUUGACACCACAGAGCAAUGCCGUACCGGACGGGGUAGAAAAAUGGGGACUAGAGAGAUUUAUGUUCUCAGUGGGUGCAGACGAUAACAACAGCAAGCGUCAACCGGAGGUGUAUCUAUCCCGCGAGAUGGGAGAUGCCUUUUUGAAUUCGUAUUUCGACAUCAUCCACCCGCAGAUCCCGGUGUUGGUAUAUUCUGAAAUUAUAGCCAUUUGGGAAGGCUUCUGGAAGCCACCUUCUCAGCGCCUUUCUCGUGACAGGGGGGAACUUGUUUUCAUGGCCCUCGCCAUCGGCGCUCGAGUGUCAAGCUCAGAGGGACGACAAGAUGCCUCCUUAUCUGAGGGAUGGGGCGAUCAUUUUGCUCGUAAAGCAAGUGGUUCAAUCAAUCUCUUCGAGGACCCCAGUCUUCACUCCACGCAUUUCUUCCUUCUCAGGGCAAUGUACGCCUAUCAGGUCAUGAGGCCCAAUGACGCCUAUCUAUACCUAGGUCAUGCCGCUCGCAGCGCUACCGCCCUCGGAAUUCACCAUGCCCAAGUCGUCGAAGGAGUUAACCCGACAAUGCAUCGCCUCCGUCUCACCUUCUGGACUCUGUACGCCCAGGAACGCGCUUGUUCGUUAUACUCCGGCCGACCGUCAGCCUUCCGAGAUGAGUUGAUCGACGCGCCAUAUCCCGAAGACCUAACUUCCUUGUCACUUGGAGACGAGAGGGGAACCCAACAUACCCAAGCUACCAUGCAAUGUGCCAUGAUACGAGCUGAAGCUAGCCUAGGAAGAACUGCAGAUCGCCUCUUGGUGGGCAUCUAUUCCUCGAAAAACAUUCUAAACGUGAGCGAUCUUUCUCGAGUUCAUCAAACUGCUCUGGAGUGCGACCUGGAACUGGAAAACAUGACUAAGGCGCUUCCAUCGUAUCUGCAUUUCUUCGAUGACAACCUUCCUAUUGGUGAAGGAUGGCAGGAAGUCCAGCGGGUUAUCCUUGGAAAUCAUUACUACCAGGUACGGAUGCUAAUGCACCGACCGGCGCUAGUGUUCGCCACCUUUUUUAACUCCAAGGUGGAAGCACAGGAGCGCGCGGCUGGAACGAUGCAUAUAAAAGAAUCUAUUGAUGCAUCUAUCUCUUCAGCCAAGAGCAUUAUUGAUUUAAAUUAUGACGUCUUCUUCCACCGAUAUCCCGGCGUCAAGUUUGAUGGGUCAUUGGCAACUUUUCUAGUCUCUGCUUGUGUGAACUUACUCUACGACGUGUUGGACACCGAAAUGACCGCCGAAUAUGCUCGAAGCACGUUCACCGUCGUUGAACGUGGGAUUCAAUGUCUUGAUCAAAUACAACACGUCGGCCCAACUUCUGGCAAGGCUCUUAGCCUGGAUGUGAUGAGGGUGGCUAAGGAUGCUCUUGGAUCUAGCCAGAGCCUCAGUCACUUGGAUGAAAAUAUGACGAGCUUCUUCCCGUGGCUCCAACAGACCAAUCCCCGGUUCAUCCAAGACAGUCUCCCCGUCCUUGAGCAUGAUCCUACCAGGACAUCCGAUUCAAAUUAUGCCAUAGCUGCCACCACAGACGCAGGGGAAGGCUAUCUAGAAUCUUUGAUAAUGGCACCCGAAGUAAAUUACGUACCUCACUGGCUUCAAGCAGGAUUCCAGCAGGAGGAUAUACCCCACGCUUUAUAUUAG